AACAAAAAACACGUGACCAGUGAUGAGGAAGUGAGUGCAGAGAAGGAAGGCCCACGGGAGUGUGUCUGUCUCUGCUCUGUCGUCUGUGUCUGAGGCUCCAGCAUGACUCACAGGGAGGCUGCUCUGUGUUUAAACCUGCUCCUGUUUCUUCACGUCGUGGCUCAGGUCCGGAGUUAUGGACCGCAGCAGUGGCCCGUCCCCUACAGGCGGUUCGAUCGCCGCCCUGAUGUGGACUCUUACUGUGAAGCUCUCUACCCGUUCUGUCCCACCGGAGACCGAGACGGACGGAUUCCCUACCUGAGAGACAGCGACGUCAUCUCGGUUUAUCGACUGCAAACGCCCGUGUGGGAAUUCAAGUACGGAGAUUUGAUGGGGAAGUUCCACAUCAUGCACGACGCUGUCGGGUUCAGCAGUUCAGAGACGGGCGCCAACUACACCAUGGAGUGGUACGAGCUGUUUCAGCUGGGCAACUGCACCUUCCCUCACCUCAGGCCCGAGCAGUACGCACCUUUCUGGUGCAACCAGGGGGCUGCCUGCUUCUUCGAGGGCAUCGAUGACUUGCACUGGUCACAAAAUGGCACCUUGGAGAAGCUGGGAGAGAUCACAGGGAACCAGUUUAAUGACAUGGCCCAGUGGGUCCAGGACGACAACGAGACUGGGAUCUACUACGAGACGUGGACAGUUCGCUCUGACCCCAGCCCUAACGCCACCGUGUGGUUCGAGUCUUACGACUGCUCCCAGUUUGUCCACCGCACAUACAGGAAACUGACGGAGCUGGGAGCCAAACUGUCCAGCAGAACUCAGACGAACUACACCAAGAUCUACCUGUUCAGCGGCGAGCCCACCUACCUGGGCAACGACAGCGCCAUAUUUGGACAGCCCGCCCUGAAGAAUCUGGCCACGGACAUCCGUAAAUUUUACCACCCGUUCAGGCCGCACCAGUCGUUUAAAGACUUUGCCCUCAGUCUGCUGGAGGCGUACAAACAGGUGGUGCUGGACAAGAGCUUCUACCUCUACUACAACUUCGAGUACUGGCAUCUGCCGAUGAAGCCUCCGUACAUACAGAUCACAUAUGAAGAGGUGCCUUUGCCCUAACAUCAGACUUUCAUUACAGUGUUUUCAUUAAGGUAUCUAAGUAUUUUUUUCAUUAAUGAUCACUCGGUUUUGUUUUGUUUUCCUUUUUGAUUAAAAGAUUGUCCAAAAGCCAAAGAAAAAAUAAUAAAUAAAAUAAUAAUUAUUUUUAAAAAAAAUGUAAAAAGCAGUGAAUCUUUAUGUUCUGAAUGACAAAACAAUCGAUUUAUUGCAAUUAUUAUCGGGGCAGAAUUUCCUUCUACACCCUGGAAACAGCAGCUGUGAAAACACUCCGUCAAGAGGUCCAUUUAGUACCUAUUCUGGAGCUUUCAGUCACAUCACAUGGUCUUCAUAAGCAGAUAGGUCGCCCUGUGUGGACUUCUUGUAAACAAAGUUCAGUUUACAUGUAGUGUUCCUCACCAAAAUGCUCUGUGAUCAUCCUUGAGGCGUGUCAAACGUAUUAAAUGCAUUCCCUGCCUUAUAAAAUGCUUAGGAUGCCAUCUUUAAAAAUGUCUCCAACUGUGCCUUGUUUACAUCCAUGUUUUUUAACUGGUAGUCUUCUCCCUUGCCUUUGUUGGUGAAUUCCUGCAUUUGAACCUGAGAUUAUUUAAAAAAAUAGACGAGAGGUCAUUUGGGUGCUCUUUGCUCUUUUUGUGAUCAAUCAGACAGCCUGUGGCUAUAGCCUAUAGAUAGUUAUGCCAACAUUUGGCCCAUCCCACAUUGAAAGGGGAGACUGGAUGAAUUUGUCAUAAGUAAAAUGAUUAAAUAAAUGUGAACGUGGUCUCACCUGCACAAUUAUUGUAAAACUCACGAGCAGCUCACAUCAGCAGCUGUUUGUCUGUGUUCAGUGACCUACUGAGGGCCAUCUUCAAGCUCCACGUCUUUCUACAGUAAUCCAGUGAUCCAAUAGUUUUUCAACAAGAUCAGUUUUCCAGAAAUGCCUUCCAGCACUUUAAUUCUCCCAGAGUUAGCUUUUUCAACAGGUCGACUCUUCGUCCAAGUCCAAGUGGAAAGUGAGACAUCAAAGUCUGCAGCCCUCAAAUGACCUCUGCUCAGUCACCAUUCUAUCUCUGACAUUUACUGACACGUGCUGUUGCGUGAUAUGUUGUACUCAGACUUGUGAAAUAUAUUUUCAUUUUUUCUAUACAUGUAUGUUUGUUUUCAGCGAUUUGUUUCCAACUGUUUGCUGUCUGUCUGUUACAGUUGAGCUGCUGUGGAGCAACAUGGAAACCAUUAGGCUGGUUUCUGUUUUCUUACAGUCUGAGUCAUAAUUACACUGACUCCGCAUUACUCAUUCAAAAUACAGCAAACCUGUCUGUGAGAUUAAGAACACAGAUGAGAGACAAAGAGAGUGUAGAGAGGGAUUACACUGGCUAACGAAUGAUAUCAAUUGACUAACUUCGUUGUCUACCUGUGCAAUGUGUGGCUGAGAUAGUCUGCUCCCUCUAUGGACUGUCAGAACUGACAGUGUCAUUUAGAUGAGACCAUGAUGAUAAAUCGGUCAGCAUGGUCACAUUUGCAGCCAGGGACACUGUAACAAAGUACACAUGCUGUUUGUGGAAAGUCAAGUUUUGGGCAGAUCCCCGAGUCAGAUAAGACAGUUCAGGCUGAAAAUACGCAGCUAUGAAAACUAUGACCUUUACCUUUUAAUAAAUUCAAAUUCAACCAAA
Molecule: messenger RNA, 2741 nt
Organism: Acanthopagrus latus (yellowfin seabream)
Lineage: Eukaryota; Metazoa; Chordata; Actinopteri; Spariformes; Sparidae
Gene: cln5
Product: CLN5 intracellular trafficking protein
Exons: 4
Coding region: 103-1095 (330 amino acids)
Biological process (GO): lysosome organization
Cellular component (GO): lysosomal membrane; lysosome
Molecular function (GO): hydrolase activity, acting on glycosyl bonds
Source: RefSeq, a predicted model, not a curated record